GCCCUCCCAGUGCCCCCAGUAUGCCCAGUUUGCCCCCUCAGGUGCUGCUGGGGAUCUUCUUCAACGUGCACUCGGCCGUGCUCAUCGAGGACGUGCCCUUCACCGACGAGGAUUUCAAAGACGGCCCCGACCGUCUGUACGGGCUGUUCGAGCAGGUCAGCUACAACUGCUUCAUCGCCGCGGGGCUCUACGCGCUCCUGGGGGGCUUCUCCCUCUGCCAGGGCCGCCUCAACAAGCGCAAGGAGUACAUGGUGCGCUGACAGACCCCAAAAACGCCCCAAAACCGACCCAAAAUACCCCAAAAACCGCCCCAAAAUACCCCAAAAUAACCCCAAAAACCUCCCCGGAAGGAGCGAGUUGGUGCCGGCGCCGCCCAGUUGGAACCAGUUCUCCCAAUAAACCCGCGGGGUCUUUGCCCCCACCCCCA
This is a messenger RNA of Neopelma chrysocephalum (saffron-crested tyrant-manakin), 427 nucleotides long. RefSeq names its product ribonuclease K (gene RNASEK). The coding region runs from base 21 to 260 and encodes 79 amino acids. Gene Ontology annotation, molecular function: RNA endonuclease activity. The transcript is spliced from 2 exons. NCBI's taxonomy places the organism in Eukaryota, Metazoa, Chordata, Aves, Passeriformes, Pipridae. The record is from RefSeq and is a predicted model, not a curated record.